Nematolebias whitei (Rio pearlfish) is the source of this 1539-nucleotide messenger RNA. It is a transcript of the gene prelid3b, whose product is annotated as PRELI domain containing 3. The record is from RefSeq and is a predicted model, not a curated record. Gene Ontology annotation, cellular component: mitochondrial intermembrane space. Gene Ontology annotation, biological process: phospholipid transport. Bases 67 to 648 code for a protein of 193 amino acids. Gene Ontology annotation, molecular function: phosphatidic acid transfer activity. The transcript has 6 exons. Lineage: Eukaryota; Metazoa; Chordata; Actinopteri; Cyprinodontiformes; Rivulidae.
CCGGAGAAACACUUCCACUACUUACCGGUCCCAAGUCUCGUCUGCGUAGGUCACCCAGGUGAAAUCAUGAAGAUCUGGACCUCAGAAUACACAUUUAACCAUCCUUGGGAGAUGGUGACCAAGGCUGCUAUGCAGAAGUAUCCCAACCCAAUGAACCCCAGCGUGGUCGGAGUGGAUGUUCUGGACAGAAGUGUUGACCAACAGGGACGUCUCCACAGUAAAAGACUGCUCAGCACAGAGUGGGGUCUGCCAUCCAUAGUGAAAUCUCUCAUUGGAAUCACACGGACGUGCACGUAUAUUCAGGAACAAUCGGUUAUCGAUCCCAACCAGAAGACUUUUGAACUUCAAUCCACAAAUAUCUCUUUCACAAACAUGGUCUCUGUGGAUGAAAAGUUAACAUACAAGCCACAUCCUGAUAAUCCAGAGAAGACAAUACUGACUCAAGAAGCCAUCAUCUCUGUGAAAGGUGUCAGUCUCAGCAGCUAUCUGGAAGGCGUCAUGGCCAGCAGCAUCUCCACCAAUGCUGGAAAGGGCCGAGAAGCCAUGGAGUGGGUAAUCAGACGACUGAACACAGAAAUCGAGGAGCUGGCAGCCACUGCGCGCGGGACCAUACGCACCCCGAUGGCUGCGGCGGUCACUGAGAAAUGACAUCUACCUCUUUUUGUCAACAGACUAAGAGGGACUCGUUGCGAUCAGCCUCCUUUCAUGGCCCUCCGAUGCUGCGUUGGUGCUCUGGGUGUUCUUUAUUAUUUAACGGUGCAUAUGUAUGCGUUACUAUCUACAUUAGAUUUAUAUUCAAGCAGCAGAUGGCAGCAUGAAGGAGUUCUGAUGAAUGUUUUCUGGCCAGUGUUUUCUGGCCAGCACUACAUAUAUGAGAGACUCAGGCAAAUGACUGGGCGGCACCCUGAGGGACAAGUUUAAACACCGCUACCUCUGUCUUUGGAAUGAAAGGAAUACAACAACAGCAGCACUGGUUGAAUCAGAAAUAGGAAAAAGUGCCAAAGCAGACCCUGCUUUUUGCACACACCUUUAUAAUGCGUAGACUCCAGAAUGUCGAGUUUUCUUCUGGUGAACGUGGAGUGUUUAGAAAACCACAUUCAAAUAGAGAACUGAGAUAGGAUGGCAGAAAUCUGCUUGUCAAGAUUGGGUUCAAAUGCAAUUCAUGUCAAAUGUAAGAAGUUUGGAUUAAAUGUCUAAAAUAACUUCAUGGUUAUGGAAAUAAAAAUGAUCUGUAGCAGGUGACAGGCCAACCUGAUUCUGAACCAUGUUCUUAUGUUUUUAAGUUUUUUGUUUUCAUUGAAGGGAUCAAUGUUCUUGCCAUAUUUAUAUUUAACGUGAAGACCUUCCCAAAUGUUUUCAGUUGCACGUUGAACUUGAGCAGUUUCAUCAGUGAUUUGGAACACGAUUUGGAAGCUCCAUGUAAAUGUUUGAAUGGUUACAUUGUUCGUUUGAACUACUUUUUUAAGUACAUGUAUUUGUAAACUGUAACAAAAGUAUUUAUUAAAAAAAAAAGUUUAAUGAGAAGGGUUUUAUUGUUGU